AUGCAUCGUCCGGCUUCAGAAAUGUCGCUGGAGGAAGAACUGCCAAAGUCUGGCUUGAACUACGAGUGGUUCCAGUUGGAGGGCCUUUCGGAAAGGGGUGCAGGGGGCCGGUUGAUCGUGGGCCCGGGUGUUUUGACCCGUGCAGAUCUCGACUUCAAUUGGGAUGUCAUUGCAAAGGGCAUGGAGUAUUUGGGAGCGCGGCCUGGGGUGGACAACUUGCAAGAGGAGGUAGAGUUGUUUUUCCAACGUUCCCGUCAGAAGGGCAAGAAACCGGUCACACGACGGCAGCCGCGAUCGAACGAGAUCCUGGAUGCCGGAUGUGAGGAGGUCGGCUAUGAUGAUGAAGAUGUUGAGUCGGAAGCUGGAACAGACGAUGAGAUCAUGGAGACUGAAGCCGAAGCCCCGCAGAUAGCCACUCCGCCCGAAGCUCCCAAGAAGCGUGAGCUGUUGAGAGCCUUGACUGAGCAGCAGCACAAGCUGUCGUUGCUGCUUAUGGCAAAGCAGAAACGUAAUGUGACGACCCAAGACACUCAAGUGAUGGAUGAGGGUAUCUUGGAGGAGGCUGCAGCCAGCGUCACCCAAGAUGUUCUAAAGAAGGAGGCGGCUGCUCUUGCUGCCAAUGCCUACUCGGAUGAAACCCCGCAGAAGCUGGGUCAGAAGCGACUUCAGACUGAGACAGCAGUGUGGGAACCGAGGAAAUCCCCGAAAAGCUGCCCCUCAAAGGUAGUUGUCAAGAAGGAGCCUUUGACAGAGGCCCCAAUCCAGAAAGAGCCUUUGAAGCAGCCCCCAAUCUUGAAGAAGCCUUUGCAGGAUCCCCCAAUCAAGAAAGAGCCGUUGGAGAAUCCCACAGUCCCAAUCAAGAGAGAGCUGUUUGAGGAGCGCCCAAUCCCAAGCAAGAAAAAGCCGUUUGAGGAGCCCCCAAUCCCGAGCAAGAAAAAGCCGUUUGAGGAGCCCCCAAUCAAGAAGGAGCCUGACAUGCAGCAUGAAUCAGAUCAUGAGCAUGAGGAGCCAGGCGAACAUGAGGAUGAGGAGUCACGCUUGGCUCCCCCAGUGGAAUCCCCGGCAGAGGUUCCAGCGCCCAAGGGCGCACCAGCCACGGAAGCAGCAAAAGCCAAGGAGGAUGCAAGCCAGGAUCGGCCUGCCCUGUUGCAGACGGCUGGUGUUGUGUCACCAAGUGACCAGAACCAGCCGAAGACCAAGAAGGAUGGAAAGAAUAAGGAAGUGCCCGACAAGACCCAGCCCAAACCCAAAAAGAAAGCCACGAAGGAUCCGAAGAAGACAAGCGAUGUUGCUGUUCCAAAGAGAAAGCCCGGCCGCCCCAGGAAGGAACCAGAAGAUAAGUCGGCCAAGCCCAAAAGCAAGAGCCCAAAGAAAAGCACCCCCAAGAAGCGCAAGGCAGCGGCAGAGGAGGAGGAACCGAAUAGCCAGGAUACGAGGUUUUACUCACCCAAGGUGCAGAAAAAGCCAAAAGCCAAGGCGAAAUCGAAGGCAAAAGCGGCCCCAAAACCCUCCAAGGCUGAAGAGAAGAAGCAGAGCAAAGGGGCUGCCCAAGACUCUGGGCUGAAGAGCAGGAAGAGCUGUGCGUAUCAUAAAGCAAAGGCCACCGCUUUGAAAGAUGGUUUGUCGAAAGAGGAAGCAGUGGCUCGGGCCAAGCAAGCCACCUGGUUGCUUAUGCUGAGCAGGACUGAAUCUGGCUAUGUGCCUAGUGGAUCUCCGAACUUUGGCUACCAGUCCAUGGUCUUCAACCUGAGCACUGCCGAGCAGAAUGCUGUCGCUUGCCACUUCGAUGCCGAGGCAACGGACUGGCAGUGGGACAUGUCGACAAUAUACGUACUUGCUAAAGCUGGGGGAGCACAAGUGAGGACGUUCAUGCAAUGUAUAAGACUUCCAUGA
Symbiodinium necroappetens is the source of this 1893-nucleotide messenger RNA. Lineage: Eukaryota; Dinophyceae; Suessiales; Symbiodiniaceae. The record is from the annotation of a GenBank genome assembly.